UAGAAAUGUACUUUUUUUUCACCUGGGGUGUGCUGUUCCUGUGGGAGGAUCAGUGAAGUUGCUGCACUCCCACUUCAGGAUUCAGAUGGACUAGUUUCACUGGUUUCACUCCUUUUAGGAAUCAAUAGGCACUAGUGAAACCAGCAGAAUGAGUAUAUAAUCAUAACUGAUUAAAGACUAAAAACAACAGACCACCAAAGACUAAUCAGGCUGAAAGAGUGUACAAUCAACACAACGCUGACCGCAGUAUGCCGACUGCUACAACACAGCCGGAUAAAGAACAGAGUGCUUUCACCUGUAUCACUGAUGAACAUGGUAACAGAAAAACAGAAGAGGGUCAAGAAACUCCUAAUAGGGUGAGGCUUCCCCUUUCCAGAAAGCUGUGUUAUGCAGUAGGAGGUGUACCAUAUCAGAUGACCAACAUUGCUAUGGGUUUUUCUCUACAGAUCUUUCUGUUGGAUGUAGUGCAGAUGGAGGCAUUUUCUGUAUCUUUGAUUCUGUUCAUCAGUCAUGCCUGGGAUGCCGUGACUGACCCACUCGUCGGCUAUUUAGUGAGCAGGAGUAGGUGGACCCCGAUCGGCAAGCUUCUCCCAUGGGCAGUGCUGUCAAUGCCGUUGGCCAUUCUCGCUUACAUCUUCCUGUGGUUCAUACCUCACAAUGCAGUGAGCUCAGCGUUCAGAGUGCCCUGGUACCUAACCAUCAGCUGUCUUUUUGAGACCUUCAUGAGUUGCUACAGUGUUCUAUAUACAUCCCUCAACAUGUUUCUGGGAGGAGAUCAACAAGACAGAGACUCUGCCACAGCUUACAGGAUGAGUGUGGAGGCGUUAGCUAUGCUGAUGGCAGCUGUGAUUCAGGGUCAGGUGCUGUGGGUGUAUAACAAAGACAGAGAUCAAGCCUGUCUGAACGUGGACCAAGUACCGGAUCUCCCACACAGCACAGCGCUUCAUGAAACCAGAAGUGCCUUCAUGAUAUCAGCACUAGUCAUGAGUGCACUCUUCUUUGUUUGUUGUAUGGUGCUGUUCCUUGGGGUCAAAGAACAAAAAGGGCCUCAGAGUGAUCACAUGCACACUACAUACCUGAAUGCUUUGAAGAAGCUCAUUGGCCAUGUGUCAUACCAGCGUCUGGUCCUCGGCUUUCUCUUCUCCACUUUAGCUUUUCAGAUGUCUUUGGGGAACUUCACACUGUUUUGCACUCAUGUUGCUGGUUUAGGAGCUCAAUUCCAGUAUCUCAUGUUAGCUACACUGGUGGCUGCAACCAUAUCAGUGCCAAUGUGGCAGAUGACACUGGUGAAGCUGGGCAAGAAAACGACACUUUUUAUAGGUCUACCUCUCCUCAUACCAGCUCUGGUGGUCUUAGUUGCCAUGUCAGAGAACUUUGCGGUGUACAUGGUCAUGUGUGUUUUGGUUGGAGCAAGUUUAGCUGCACUGUUCUUGUUACCAUGGUCAAUGCUGCCAGAUGUAGUGGAUGAGUUUGCUGUUCAGAACCCCUCCUGCAAGGGCCUGGAGCCCCUGUUUUAUUCCUGUUCGAGGUUUUGCAACAAGCUUGGAGGAGGUCUGUCUGCUGGCAUCUCCACUAUGACACUGCACUUCACAGGAUAUAAAGCAGGUGCAUGUAGUCAUGCAGAUGGAGUCAUCUUGGCACUGAAACUGCUUUUGGCCCCCAUACCAAUCACCUCUUUGCUGGUGGGUUUGGUGUUUUUCUAUCUGUACCCAAUCAAUGAAGCAUGUCAGAAGCAGAUUCAACAAAAUCUCGGACACACAAGGUCUAACAGUGCCACACUUCCCAAUUUAGAAGAGGAAAGGUUUCCCAUAAGUCAACAAAUAUAUGAGCCCAGUCAGAGUUUCAUCUUCAAAUCAAAGCCUAGAAUAACAUCUCAUCUUAAUGCAAACGAAUCUGUCUCUCAAGCAAAAAAUUCGACAGAAUCAUCUCCUCAAAAACACUGCAACACAAGUGCUGAUUUACAUGAGAGUUUCAAGUCAGCAAGCCAGUUUCAUAAAUCUAGAGCUUACCCAACAUCAUCACAACAACAUAAUUCAAGUGUGAAACGUCUUGAAUCAAAGUUGAGUGAAACUCAAGCCACACAUCAACUUGCACUGAAGUUUCAAGACAUUCCAGAUGACAGGUCAAAAGUUACAUGGGUGUAGACAGAGUAUAGAAGCCAAUAUAGUCAAUAUAAGUUAUUUGGUGUAGAUGAGUAAACAUAGGCUUAGCAAACAUUCCUGUAUGAAUCUAAACUCCCUAAAUAAACAUUUACUUCUGUUCGUUUCCCUCCUCUUUUAUUUAUAA
Messenger RNA from Megalobrama amblycephala (Wuchang bream), 2286 nucleotides. RefSeq names its product major facilitator superfamily domain containing 2a-like 2 (gene mfsd2al2). Gene Ontology annotation, cellular component: membrane. Gene Ontology annotation, molecular function: symporter activity. Gene Ontology annotation, biological process: carbohydrate transport. Bases 249 to 2144 code for a protein of 631 amino acids. The transcript is spliced from 14 exons. The record is from RefSeq and is a predicted model, not a curated record. NCBI's taxonomy places the organism in Eukaryota, Metazoa, Chordata, Actinopteri, Cypriniformes, Xenocyprididae.